GGGGGGGGGGGGUAAAAAUGUUAUGAUAUUAGAAAUAAUACUUGUAAUAAUGAGAAAUAUUUUUUUGAAGUGCAGUUUAAAGAGGGGCAUAAAAAAAUUCGAAAAAAUAAUAUGGCUUAGGAUGGUUCCAAAAUUAAGCAUAGAUCCAUUAAAUUUACUUUCAUUUUUAUUGUAAUAUCAUAGAAUUAUCAAUUUAAUAUGGGAAAAUGGGAUUUUGUACUUCUCGAAUGAGGCAAGUGUGUGUGAGCAAUAUUGCGUAAAGUCUAAAUUUACUUACGAUCGUCCGAUAAUUAUCUGAGCCGUUUCUACCAUAUAUAUUAAACCAAUCAACCCGUUUCAAAAGGUCACAUGCUUUUAAUAGCAGUUGCAUUUUUCGUGGAUUCUGCGUUUCUUUGACCUUUAAUUGAAUAAUUUUGCGUAAAUUUGUCCGAAAGAACAAGAAAAGCAUCAUUCGGACCUUGUGCAUCCUUUUGAAGAGACAAGAGACUGGAGAGGCACUUCUGCGGAUAUCGUCCCCAAUGUUCACGGCAGAUAUAUAUUCCGUGUUGCUUUUUUGUCCGUUAAAAACGAAUGCCUCUAUUCCCCAAUGAAAGGAACAAUGACAAUCUUUAACUUUAUGGAAAGUGUGCAAUCUUUUGCAAUUUGCCAAGACCUUGGACCGUGCAGCAUUUUAAUUCAUUGACAAGCAUCUUCCCUAUUGAUGUUGGAACUUCAUAUGGGGUACUUAAACUGAUGAGAAACCAUAGAAAUUAUACAUCUUAUUUAUAGACUCAUCAGAAUGGUGAUACCUUGGAGCAGAAUGAUGCAUUGUGGGUCAAUCUGCUCAGUCAAGGAUAUGGGAUUGUCUCAUUUUUCAUCUCCACUCAAAUUCUUCAUGCUACAAAGAACGGUCACCAAUACAAAAUUGCUGAUCAAAUGAUAUAUUGCACAAAUCUGUGAGACAACUGAGAGUUCUUGCUGAUGGCUAUCUAUUUCUUUAAACAUGUGUAGUACAUGAAUGUGUGCAGAAUAAGGAGCUACAUGUAUGCUGUAUUACGUAUAUCGCCCAUUUUAGCCCUGUAAUGCCACAUCAAUUCAUACAUGUCAUGUCUCAGACCUACAAGCCAUCAUUCCCACUGAACUCUUGGUCCUGUAGCCACACAGGAUGGUACAUGUAUGUAUCUGCACUUCAGAGCAUUUUGGAAUAUGAGGUAACUCUGAAUUUGUAACACAUACUGUACCUAUCAAAGGCUUAUCCAUCUUAUUUUGAAUGUGGCCAGCUACAUGUACAUGUAUGGCGACUUGCGUGCAAAAUUGAUCAGCCUCUGUCCCAUAUAGACUGAUAUGUAUAAAAAUUAACCCCGUUACGACUGGAACUCUUGAGCAAUAACUGCCUUGUUGGAUUUUACUUCGGAUCAUGGACACCUACUCCAAAGGAAACAUCUGUUCUGUCAUCACUGAAUCUGGUACAGGCAUGUGAAAACCAGAUUUUUCGUUUACUUUCGCGAUAGUUUUUAAUUUCGUAUUGCUUUGAAUGGCAAAUUCACAAAGUUAAUGUCCGUGCUCAUGUACUGUAUGUUUUCGUGAAAGCUCACACUUGCCUUCGAAACAAAGAUCUGACCGUGUUGAUUAGGGUAAUAAUUCAGUCGAUGUAAAACAGACGGCAGUAAGCGUAUUAUGUGAUUGGUUACAGCAGAAGAUGAGGCCUACCGUUGUGCUUAAUUCCGGAUAUGAUACGACGGGAGGUACACCUAUCAUUCGAUCUUCCGUAAUACAAAAUCUUCUUGUUUCAAGAACUGUAUCAGUUGUAAUGAAGACACUGUUGCAUUUCAGUUAUGAUAUUUUCACGUUUAAUGUUCGUUCCGUGUGCGUUUAUUCAUAUAUUGUCCGUUAAUGGGGUACUCGGUGGGAAUCGCGUUUCGGGAUACUCGGAUCCAUCAUUGCGAAUGUUCAGCCGGUGCUUAUGUUUCAUCGGGCCAAUGUGAAUGUCACAUAUAUCGGACUUCUGUGCUUAUCUGUUAGUCGUAGGACCAUAUCUUCAUUGCCUUGGAACAACACGUCAUCAUUGAGAGGAACCUCGACCUGGAUUCAGUCUGGUCAAUGUUGCUAGGAAGAUCGGCCAGCUCAGAGUUCAACAAGGUUCCACUUUUAUUGGGAUAUUGGAUUUUCAGUGUUCAGUUUUACUGGGCUAUGUAUGGAUGUACUCUUCUUACUGCUUCGUUUCGGACCAGCUUAAUCUCAAAUCCAGCUGUUUUUAUUUAUCUUUGAUAAUCUACCUAGUCAGGGAUUCAGCCUGUUCCAGAUUUCUCUUAUGAUCUGCUAUAUCAGGAAUUCAACUUUUCCAAGAUUUUGAUCAAGAAUUUCAUCUUUACUAUGAAGUUAAUUUGUUAAAACUUUUCUGAAGAAGUUGUACUAACUCUAAUUUGAUCUUGAGGAAAUGUUCUAUGAAGAAAAGGAUGAACACUAUAACCUGACUAUACUGUGAUGGGACUGAUACUUUCUUGAUGCUUCAGCUUGGAAUACAGAUAAGAUUUCAAGUGGUUUGCCUGAAUAUCGGAAGCUGAGGAGGAAUAUCAUCUCCAAUUCUUGAACAUUUGCAUCAAACCUAGGAUUCACUGUGACAUACAAUGUGUCUUUCAUCAACUGGAACAUUGAUACGAGGCACUCUGAUCAGAUGAAUUUCAUUUGACAUUCAAACCUCGGAUUUCUUGUGACAUAACUGUCAUUGUUAUCAUGAACAUUGAUCUGUGGCUCUAGAGUAGCUAAAUUUCAUCAGAACUGUGAAUCUACAUUAUAGAUACGUAGUUAGAUUACAACAUAGCCAUUGCCAACCUGAACAUACAGUAUACUUUGGCGCUUGGAUCUGACCUCAGAACUUCACCAUUCGGAUACAUUGUGAGGUCCUCUGUAAUUAUUGACUUUGGAACUUGGAUCAUCUAAACUUCAUCAGAACUUCAAAACUCAGAUGCAUUGUGGGGAAACACUGUAGUUUACCUCUUUUGCACUUGGAUCUGCUAAAAUUCACCAGAACUUCACAUGUACAUGUGUGCACAGGCUAGUAUAAUUGUGAAAGUACCCUUUAUACUGUUGCUGACUUGAAGAUAGAUACUGUGGCACUUCGGAAGUGAACUGAUUUUCUUGAUGACAUCAAUUGUGACAACAUUCGUAAUCUUAACGUUGUACUUUAUCUUGAUAGCAUCAUCUCGUCUUGACCAGUGCUACAUGUAAUUGCAAUCCACAUUUCCUUUUAUUAAAGUUUUAAGAUCAGUAUUGAAAGAAUAAUGUUCUGAACUUUGGCUUUGCAGAUCAAUCUUCAUCUGCCUUGUUGAAGUUCAAUCUUUUUUUAUUCCCCUGUAUUUUAUGUUGUGACAACAGAAUACUUACUGUAUGCAAGACAAAGGUGAAUUUUUACAGUUAGCCUACACCCAAUCAACUCUGACACGGUAGAGUUUCAAGACAUUCUUUAAUGCGAAGGAAAGACAUUCUUUGACGCCAAAGAAAAUUGCCACAUUUGGAUACCGCCUGAUUAUCUGCACUUCCCAGUGAACAAAGUUCUCUGCACUCAGAUCUACUGACUCAGAACAGUACUUGACACCAGUUGUUCAUCACGUUCCUGGCAUCUUUCAGUCAUAUUUCUGUCUUCUCUAAGGAAGGCAUCAGCUGUCACUAUGGCUACCACUGGAGAUGACUGCUACUUCUUCUACUACUCUACCUGUACAAAGGGUCCGUCCUGCCCUUAUCGGCAUGUUGAGGCCGCCAGAGGAAAUGAAGUAACUUGUAUCAACUGGAAGCAAGGCUACUGCUUCCGACCAAACUGUGCCUUCAGACACAUGGAGAUAACGAAGAAUCGUUCUGAGAUAGUGUGUUUCUGGGAGAGUCAACCAUUGGGAUGUCAGAAACCCCACUGUCCUUUUAAACAUGUCAACCAAACAACGUCAGAAUCGGUACCAACGUCUUCGACAUCACUCAUCAAUAAAAUACCUACCAUUGUGGGCCCAGUGACCAAGCCCCUCCCACCAGCGGUCAGUCCAGCCACCCCUGUGGCUACAAUGGUAGCUCCUAGUGUCCAGACCCCACCCACACUCUCAGUAGAUGACCUUCAAGGCCUACCAACGGUCAAUCCAGUAGUCGUCCAUCCCAUGGACAGCGAAGAUGAUGAAAGCCUUGGUACGAUGAGCACAGAUGGGAGUCCUGGUAAGAAGGUCAUCCUCUCCCCGAUCAGGCUGUCGUUAGGUCAGGCGAAGCUCUCGCAACAUCGUCAGACUACCAUCAGACCCACCAUCAAUGCAAGACCAGUUAUCAGUCAAGAGAAGCCUCAGUCUUUCGGUAUCAAGACGUUGGCUGAGAUCCGCCGAGAGAAGAACAUCGAGAGAGGUCAUGUGGGAGAAGAAGAAAAAGAAGAGGAGGGAGAUCAAGAGAUGGAAGAGGAGGAAGAUAUAGAAGAAGAAAUGUUUCCACCUUUGUCAAGGAGAAUCAUUGCAGUCAGUAAAAGCAGUUCUCGUAAAUUCAAGGUAGAGGAGGAUGCGGUCAAACCAAAAGUUACAACUGUGUCUCAGCAUGCGGGAAAGCUUGGAGUGAAGAGUCGAGCCCAAUUACGUGAAGAACGUUUUAAGAGGCUGGGAAGCAGUCCAGAGCAAGAGGAAGGAGGAGCAAAGAACCUCGCUAAACGUCUCAAGGUUGUGCAAAAUGUUCCUGAUGCAGAGAAGGAACCGCUUGAGGAUGUCUCGAAGAAAGCCCUUGUACGGAGAGUAAUGGUUGGUGGUGGUGGUGGUGGUAUAGGAGAGAGAAAACCAGCUAAAGAUUCAGAGAGUUCGGGGCUGGACUCUAUCAAGAUAAAGACUGUCGCAGAGAUCAAAGCAGAACGAUUAAAAGAUCGGCUGGGAAAGCGAGUUGAAAGCAACGACCCGUCUGAGGAUAAGGUGUCCUUGUCUGUUGGCCCUAGAGGGCGUCUUUCAGCCAGAUUGGGACAGAUCGUCAGGACUGUUCCAGAAGACAAUGACUCUAAGUCUGUUGUCCAGGAAUCUUUAGCUUUAAAGAAGUCAUCUUUAGCAUCACGUCUAGGUAAGGACAAAGACUCCAAUUCUGUCAUUCAGGAACCUUCAGUUGUAAAGAGAACUUCUGUAGCAAUGCGUCUUGGUAAGGACAAAGACUCCAAGACUGCCAUCCAGGGAUCCUCAGCUGUACAGAGGACAUCUCUAGCAAUGCGUCUUGGUAAGGACAAAGACUCCAAGACUGCCAUCCAGGGAUCCUCAGCUGUACAGAGGACAUCUCUAGCAAUGCGUCUUGGUAAGGACAAAGACUCCAAGACUGCCAUCCAAGAAUCCUCAGCUGUACAGAGGACAUCUCUAGCAAUGCGUCUUGGUAAGGUCAUUGAUGCUGUCGAAGCCGAUGCUGCGGGGGACAGACCUGAUAAACCUUCUGUGAGGAGAGGAAACCUGGCUGCACGGUUAGGAAAACCAUCCUCUGAAGUGGGUAAAGGGGAUAAUCCCAGCAUUGGGAUUAAAGUUAAGAGCUUAGCUGAGAUCAAGAGGGACAAACUCUUGAGGAGGCUUGGGAAGCCUCUCCCUGACUCUGAUGGUGAAGGUGGGAUGUCGGACAAGGAAAAAGAAUCAUCACAAGAGCAAGAAGAGUACUCUGAAGAAGAAGAUGAUGAGGGAGAGGAGGAGGAUGAAAAGGAGGAGAGUGAUGAAGAGAAAUCACCAGGGGAGAUCCGGAUCAAGACUCUGGCUGAGAUACGUCAGGAAAAACAAAGUCGCCUACCACUCUCGUCCAAGUCUAGUGAGGCUCCAGACAAAGAUCCUGUACGAGAGACUCAGAAGAAAGGAGCCCAGUCUGCUAUUGAGAGGAGGAAUAAGAGGCGGGGAGAGAUUGCCUUGUAUAAGCCACCAGGUGCUGCUCGAGGUUUGAAAGAGAACAAGGGGUCUCUCAUCGGUCAGCGGAGAGCUGCAACUGUAGACAUCAGUGAUGAUACUGAGAAGGUGAGUGAGAAGCCAGCGAUCAAGGUACGUCGUUUGAAUCUUACCAAGUCUGUAGAGAACGCCAACAAAGGAACAGACUCUAUCCUUACUGUCAUCAAACAGAAGAAAGAUAUCAUCAAAGGUGAUGCUCCGGUGAUAAAAAUUAAGAGUCUAGCCGAGAUCAGAGCUGAGAAGCAACGUCUCAGUCAAAAGGUGGAAGCAGCGUCGAGUGGAGAGAGCGAGGGUUCAGGAGGCGAAGAGGAUGCCCAGGAGGAGGGGGAGGAGACGAAGAAAGAGGAGGAGAAACGAUGGGAGAAGAGGUCAAAGAUCUGGAGCCGCUCCCCUGUGAAAGCCAAAACAGAGGAGGAGCCAAUGAAAGGAAAGACAUCAACAAGAGAAACUGGAGAAGAGAAGAGCCUCGACGAAAUCCGAAGAGAACGGCGAGCACGGUUAUGGAACACGGCGACCUCGUCGGACGAUGCCCCCUCCAACCCAAUCAUCAGGAAGCCUGGUGGUCAGGUGCUCUCAGGCUCCGCCCCUGAGAUCAAAAUCAAGACCCUGGCCGAGAUCAGGAGAGAGAAACAACAACUCAGGGAACAGCAGCUGCAGCAGCAGACUGGUAGCCAGAUCUCACAGGUUACCACACAGGAUAGCCUGAGAACUGAUAGUUCACCAGUCAGGGAGCCAGAGACUGAUGACAUUUCUGCAGCUACAAGUACUACAGGAGUGGAUGGGGAUGCUGACUCAAGAAGGGAGUCAGCACCAGUCAGCCUGGCUGGAGGCACAUCAGUGAAUAAUCCAGGUACUAAACUAACACGAAAGCCAGUUCAGAGAAAAAGAGGUAGACCGGUGUCUAUCACAUCUCAUGGAAAUGCCCAGUCUACCCCAAGCAGUUCAACACCUUAUGUACAGUCCGUCCAAUUUGAAACCCAGCCUGAACCUUCAUCGCCACCACAAGCCUCAUCGGCCGUCACGACCACAACAAUAGAGGCCAGCAGACCUGCUGCUACCUUCAAAGAGCCUGAAGUUAGCCGACCGAUUCCCGAAGAGAGCAGGGUGAGCCAAGUAGUGCCUGAAGUUAGCAGCCGAGAAGAAGUCUACAUUCCAGAGGUUACGGCAGAGGUAGAGCCUGAUACCACGUCUACAAUAUCGCCAGCUAUAGUGCAAACAGAAGCAGUGGUAACUGAAGCCAAACCAUCCAUUGCACGUCUCUCCAGCGUUACUGAUGAUGACCUCCAUCGUUUCCUCCAGGAGAACGACGAUGAUGACCUAGAUACCGUUCCAGCAGUCACCGUAGCAGCCCAUGAAGAAGACGACGAUCUUUUGAACGAGCUCGACGACUUCCUGAAUAGUUGAUGAUCGUCCGGCACUAGAUAUUAUAUUUCGUAUCUGUUUUUGUAUAAUGUAGGAUUCUACUAAGUAUGUUUGUGUGUUCACAAUUUAAAGUCUGAAAGUUCAAAGUGCUCUUCAUGAUUCGCUAAUUAAGUCAGGGUUACACAAAAGGGUUGAUAAGUCAUAACCUUGCAAGGGGCAAUCAGAUUUGCAGGUUCAUUUGCAUUUUGUUCAACUUGCCUAUACUUGACAAAUUAGAAUCUCUGUUUGAAAUUUGCAAUAAACUGCAAGUCUGUGUGUAAAGAGGCCCUGGCCACUAGUAAAAGAAGAAUUUUUACUUUUCUCUUUUGAGUUCACUCAUUUCAAUAUCAAGGAACCAUAAUUGAAAUUUGAUAUAUGUUUGAGAACGCUGGAAUCCUCUGAAAGGGUAUAUUAUAUCAAUGAAUUUACAGCAUGAAAUGAUCUUGUUUUCUGAAGCCAUUGCAUCAUUAUCUUUUUCACAUUUCAUGCACAAAAUAUAAAAGCAAGACCACUUUGCCUUACAUGAAUUUUGAUUUGUGAUAUUUCUACAAUUUCAUAUUUUGAAGCAUGCUAAUUUACGAUUGUAUAUUUUCAAUCGUUAAUUAGUUGCCCAUUAAUCUGGUAUCUUCUGGAUUUAAUACACAAAUCAACAUUCAUUGUAGUUACCUUCAUCAAUUUUUCUGUUCAGUUGAGUUAGAGGGGAGAUCUCCGGUCCUUUCAGUAUUAGUUGCGUUUAUUAUUGAGAAUUCGUAGCUUCACAAGUUUCCAACUAUUUGUAUUUGAUUUGAUGUGCUAAAACUUUAGAGAUGCUUCUGCAAUUUUUGUUAUUGUGAAUUUUACACUUUUUUCACACUCAAGCUUUGGAUUGGUAAUCUUUGCAGCUGAAAAAAGAAAAAAAAAGUUUUGGGACUAUAUUUGGAAGAGAACCAACAUCCUAAAGUGUAAUUGUUCAUUUCUUCAGACUUCUAAGGAAAUAUUCUGUUUUCUCCACUAAGAGGGCAAUUCUAUGAAUUAAUCGAUCCCUUUAUACAUCCAAUCCCCAGUUUAUUCAAUUCUUUCUUCACUUCAUGAACUGAUUAUUCCAUGGUAAUUGAGAGCAUCUAAAAUUUCCAUGAGCUAAGCAAACAAAUAGUAAUUAUAGCUAAAAAAAUGAAAUAAGGGGCCGAUCCAUUUCAGGGAAAGUCCCGCAAACUGUGGGCAUGGUAUACAUACAGGUAACUCUGCCUCAGGUGGAUCCUUUGAGACCCAAAGAAAUCACAUGACUUGAAUCAUCUGGUCUAAAAAAAUUGUUUGUUCGACUUAGGGUGUUCUUCAUGAAAUUGUCUAAAAGCCAUUAUGGAAAUGACAAGUUGUGGUGGAAGUUCCAAGUGUUUGAUGGUCAUCACACUGUUUACUUUGGAAAAGGCUUGAAAGUGAUUAACAGUUGCUACUUCUCUUUUAAAGAUAAAUGCCAGUUGUGGUAAUGAUCUCAAAAUGACUUUUCACAGAAUCCAAUAUAAUGACCACCCAAGUGUCUGUUUGUAUGUAUAAAAAUAUGUGCCAAAGGAUUCUAGAAGAAAUUGUGUAAUUGCUGAGAAAUAAGCGUGGAUUCGGGCACUUCCGUCGGGUCUUUAUUCAACCAAUAAUAAUAUACACUGUCCCACAUGUGCCUAUCUGUGUUGGCAAUCUUCAGUGUGAUCGUUUUUAGCUUAGAUUUUAUUAUUUCACAAAGUUCAGUUUAUGUAACUGUACCAGAUCUAGAUUCACGAUGAUAUAGUAAUACUUAACCUUGGUUUUACAGACUUUCUCACGAAAUCAGUGUUUUACUGCAACCACUUUCAUUUAGUUUUAAUGUUUCAGUUUCAAGCAAUUAUUUCAGUGUCAUAAUGCUAAUACUCUACAUUUUUUUUGUCCAAAAUCCAAGUUCUGAUGGCCUUCAUGCAGUUUCCAUGGUGACACACUUGAAAAUCAUUUACAGACUCUACUUCUCUUUUAAAGCUUUCAAGUAAUUAUGCCAAUUUAAUAAAUGAUCAUAAUGUUUAACUAUUUUAUAGUGCUUAUCACGUUGGAAUAAUAAUAAUAAUCUGGUUAUUUUUAUGUGGCACUUUAGGGAUGUACUUUGUACAUUUAUCAGCGCUAAACAGAUUUAUUAUUACCCCUGAAAUCGGUCUCAAUCAGUCAUCCCCGCACACAACGUAUACACACUCUGUACUCCCUGGGGAGUAUUCCAGACACUCAUUGAGGCGCACACAAUACUGUGAAAUAGUGAGAGAAAACAAGGAAUACCCAGUAUCGUUGUGUAUUGUAUGGAAAUAUUUUAUAUUACAUAAUAGGCAUGUUUAGCCCCUCUUUAUAUACAUAUAUAUUUCUUUUCUUACAUCACUGGCACAGCGGUCGUUGAUGUUGAAUUGGAGAAUAAUACUUAACAUAGAAAACCCUUGCUAAAUAAGCCACACAGUUAUUGUAACAGCUUGUGUAUUACUUCACUACACAGUGUGUUGAAUUAUAAAGAUUAUUUGGUAUACAUUUAUCACCAUAAAAUGUAUCUUUGGGAAUGGCUAUGAAUGCCUGAAAAAAUAUAUUGCAUUGUUUAUUUUGAAAAUUGAAAAAUACAUGUUGAGGAAUCAAUGAUGGUAUAAUGGUAAUUGAAUUGUCUUUUUGCAUUAAUGUUUUACACUUGCACCCUUGGCUUAUGUUCAGUUAUUCUUGUUUUAAAGAAUGUGAUCUUUGUGGAUAACUGUUUGCCUUUGAGUAGCAUCGUAAAUAAAUGUAUUUUUUUCCAAUCGAAACAAUAU
Molecule: messenger RNA, 10063 nt
Organism: Lytechinus pictus (painted urchin)
Lineage: Eukaryota; Metazoa; Echinodermata; Echinoidea; Temnopleuroida; Toxopneustidae
Product: apoptotic chromatin condensation inducer in the nucleus-like
Exons: 17
Coding region: 3648-7292 (1214 amino acids)
Molecular function (GO): metal ion binding
Source: RefSeq, a predicted model, not a curated record